Lacerta agilis (Sand lizard) is the source of this 890-nucleotide messenger RNA. RefSeq names its product B-cell antigen receptor complex-associated protein beta chain-like. Gene Ontology annotation, cellular component: B cell receptor complex; external side of plasma membrane. The transcript is spliced from 4 exons. Gene Ontology annotation, biological process: B cell differentiation; B cell receptor signaling pathway. The record is from RefSeq and is a predicted model, not a curated record. NCBI's taxonomy places the organism in Eukaryota, Metazoa, Chordata, Lepidosauria, Squamata, Lacertidae. Bases 1 to 597 code for a protein of 198 amino acids.
AUGACAGACCGCAAUGACCCAGUGGUGGAGCUUCGUGCACGUGCUGUAGUUUCUGAGACGCCGACGCGUAUACGCUUCAUCGCUGCCCGGUGGGGCAGCCAGGUGUCCUUCAGGUGCAUUUCCAGCUCUCCAGCAAAUUGGUACAAAGAGACAGAGAAGGGCAAGCAUCAGGAGAUGGUGAACACUUCCAGAGUCCAGGUGUUGAGGAACGAAUCGAUGGUCCUGAUGCACAUCCGAAAAAUCCAGCUCACCGACAAUGGCAUCUACUUCUGUGAGAACAACAAGACACAAAAUAGUCGGCAGCAGUGCUGCGGCACUGAAUUGCGAGUCAUGGGUAUCAGCACAUUUCAGCAAGUGCAGAGUCGAAACACCCUGAAAGAUGCCAUCAUCGUGAUCCAGUCCCUUCUUAUUGUCCUGUUUGUGAGUGUCCCUGUGUUUCUAACUAUGGGGAAGGGUGAUGGCAAGGAUGCACCGGCUGAGGACCACACUUACGAGGGGUUGAUGGUUGAACUAGCUGAUACAUAUGAAGACAUUUGUACUUACCAGGACAGAGUAACAGACAAGUGGAAUCUGGGAGAGAGUCCAGGCGAGGAGUGAAAAGUUUUGCAGCAUCUUCGGCAAGGUGUGCCACACCUGACUUGGCUACAGUGCUCUUGAUGCAGCUCUCACUUGCUUGCUUGCUUAGCUAUCAUCAGCCGAACUGCUAGAUCAAAUGUGGUACUCCUUCACUCCUGAUUCCUUGGGCAUUGGGUUUGCUGUUAAGAGGCACCCAAAGCUGGGGUAGCGGCAGACCCUAUUUAGAGAAACUCCCCUCCUAUCCUCCCCAUAGAAGAGGAAAACACAAAAUUGUAAAUAAUUAAAACUGAGGGUGGGUUUGAUUCUCACAUAAG